GAUCCUAAUAUGGAAUGCAGCAGGAAACCCACGAUUUCCUGACACUCGGCAAGCUGGAGGAAGCGAGGGGGGGGAAACUCCGUUUAAAAGCCCUUCUCUCCUCCAUAUUAGUUGUGUGGUGGAAAACCGGGCAGGAGUUAUCCAAAUCCCACCGUGUCAUUAGCCAGGCUGGGGAUGGGGAGGGUAGAGUGAGAUUCUCACGGGCUGCUGAUAUUUCUAGACUGCCAGGAAGUCCCGGGAAGUCUAUGGACAUGAGAGUUUCUUAACUCCAGCUCUACCCCCAACUCCACUUCUCCGUUGGGAUUGGGAGAAAGGGACAGACCCUUUUCAUCCCUCCUCCCAAGAGUGCCUUCCUUCUCCAGCAUGGUGAGCUGCGGGGCUCGAGUGUGUCUGGGCUGUGCCUGGGAGAGCCCGGCCAGCCAGAGUCAGGCCGCCUGAGCUCCAGCCUGGGGCCGGUGCCACCGCUCCAUGCACUGCAGAAGCCCCAGCAGCUGCUGCGGGAGCCGCCAACAUGAGCUGCAGAGAGAGGACCGACAGCAGCUGCGGCUGCAAUGGACAUGAGGAGAACAGGAUCCUGAAGUGCGUGGUGGUCGGGGACGGCGCGGUGGGGAAGACCUGCUUGCUGAUGAGCUACGCCAACGACGCCUUCCCAGAGGAAUACGUGCCCACUGUGUUUGACCACUACGCAGUUACCGUGACGGUGGGAGGCAAGCAGCACUUGCUUGGACUAUACGACACUGCAGGACAGGAGGAUUACAACCAGCUGCGGCCACUCUCUUACCCCAACACAGAUGUGUUUCUCAUCUGCUUCUCUGUCGUAAACCCAGCCUCUUACCACAACGUUCAGGAGGAGUGGGUCCCGGAACUGAAGGACUGCAUGCCUCAUGUGCCUUAUGUGCUCAUCGGAACCCAGAUUGAUCUCCGAGAUGACCCCAAAACCUUGGCGCGUCUGCUGUACAUGAAGGAGAAGCCCCUCACCUAUGAGCACGGCGUGAAGCUGGCGAAAGCGAUUGGAGCGCAGUGCUACUUGGAAUGUUCUGCCCUGACCCAGAAGGGUCUCAAAGCAGUUUUUGAUGAAGCCAUCCUCACCAUUUUCCACCCCAAGAAAAAAAAGAAAGGCUGCUUAGGGUGUCACGGCUGCUGUGCAAUUAUCUGAAGUUGCCUGACACCCAUCUCCCCGCCAUGCAAGGGCAUGGAGGGCAGCCAGUCUCUGUGACCCAACUCUAGCCAAAAAGGAGGGCGUGACCAGAAAGGAAUUCCUGCAUCCCAACGCCUGUCCCAGUGCCCUGCCAGCUUCCCAGCUCAGCAUCCUGUAAGCCACUGCCACAGUCCUAAGCCAGCCAGACCAUGAACACUGUGUAUGGAGAAUGCAGAGUCACAUUCAGACCAUAUGCUGGUGAGGUGUUGGAAGCCGAGUGACAAUCCAUCUGGUAUUUCAUAUCUUCUCUCCCACGGUUAUGGACCAACAGAGAGUCAUGACGGGAAAACCAAGCACUCUGUCCUGCACUGGUGGCCUUAGUUCAUGUCUUCACCAAACUUGGGAAUACAACACCAACAUUUUUUUUUUCUGAAUCAGUUCGUUCUUUUACCCAAGCACCUUAACGCUCAUUUCUAUUGCAGUUUCCCAAUGUCCAAUCACUUGAGCCUUACAAAUCCACAUCAAAAUAAUUGAAAGACAAGCUGGAUUGUGUUCACACCAACUGACGGUGGAUCUCUGCCAAUGUUCUUAGAGCCAUCAUGUACCUCUGAAUGCCUAAUUACAAAAAAAAACUUUUCUAAACUUACAGACCUAUAAUGUUUUUAAACUUUUUAAAAGAAAACAUCCUGUGAGUUACAGCUCCCAAGUUUGGCCAAAGAUCAUCCCACAAAUGGUUCAGAAGAUAGGGGGACUGCUCUUGCAAAACCCUACUGUUAUUCAAACCAAAAAAAAAAAAAAAAUGGCCCUGAGCAGGAACCGCUCCCAGAGAGGAAUCCUGCACCUGACAGGACCAUUGCAAACAGCCAGGGACUCUCCGUGUCUUAAUUAGAGGCUGUGAUGGGCCCGGGUUAGCCUUCUUUGCUUACAAAUGCCCUGGAAUUACCCAGGGAAGCUGAUUUAUCUUUUUUUUUUUUAACUUUAUAACAUCAGUAAAUCAUAUCUUAGCAAGAAGAAAUUAUUUCACUUUUUCUAGAUUGAAGCUCCCUCUUUGGGGGAAAAAAAUCUCAAUCUUUCUAGUCUUUUCUGCUCUUAGAAGAACCACAGAAGAAAAUUGUAUGGUAUGGGUCGUCUUAAGUCCUUCAUGACACCCCUUCAGUCUUUGGGGGCUUUGGUUGUUUGUCUGUUGUUUAGAAUUUCUGAAAUAUAUUUUUGCUUCUUCU
Molecule: messenger RNA, 2358 nt
Organism: Mus musculus (house mouse)
Lineage: Eukaryota; Metazoa; Chordata; Mammalia; Rodentia; Muridae
Gene: Rhoj
Product: ras homolog family member J
Exons: 5
Coding region: 512-1156 (214 amino acids)
Biological process (GO): regulation of endothelial cell migration; regulation of cell shape; actin cytoskeleton organization
Cellular component (GO): plasma membrane
Molecular function (GO): G protein activity; GTP binding; GTPase activity
Source: RefSeq, marked validated